Acanthochromis polyacanthus (spiny chromis) is the source of this 1036-nucleotide messenger RNA. RefSeq names its product WD repeat domain 54 (gene wdr54). Gene Ontology annotation, molecular function: protein binding. Lineage: Eukaryota; Metazoa; Chordata; Actinopteri; Pomacentridae. The coding region runs from base 115 to 612 and encodes 165 amino acids. The record is from RefSeq and is a predicted model, not a curated record. The transcript is spliced from 5 exons.
AUCUUUUUCUAGGUGUGUCCAUCGGGUGCAAUUCUGGUCUUCGAUGUUCCCAGUAAAGGAAGUAAUAUUACCCUGUCUGAAGUCCUGGAGGAGCACAAGGAGUCCAUCACCGAUAUGGCCUCAGAGUGUUCUGGCAGCCAGGAGUGCAUUGCUAAUCUGGUCACUGCAGAUGAUGGGGGCAGCCUGUGUGUGUGGAAGUCCGGGGAGGAAUUCCAGCUGCUCAACAAAAUCCCUGGUUUUGACAUGAGCUGCUCCUCUGUGAAACUGUGGAAAGGUACAGUGGUGGCAGGUUACGGUACAGGCCAGAUCCGUCUCUAUGAGGCAGUGACGGGAAUUCUGCAUGCUGAGGUCAACGCUCAUGCUCGCUGGAUAUACUCACUGGACAUUGCUCCCUUUUCUGGACUGCUUCUGUCUGCUGCUGAAGACUCUCUAGUCAGAGUGUGGCUUCUGACUAUGACCCCAGAGACCAACAGCGUGGAGGUGGCACACUUGCAUAAUGAAUGUGUGACGGAUACACAGAUCUGUGGCGCCAAGUUCUGCGAUGGCGAUGGCUAUGCCUUUGCGGUGACAGGCUAUGAUCUGAGUGAGAUUAUCCGCUACGUACAGUCGUAGGACUUUGCCUUCAGUGAGGCUACGUUUUUGAAUGUGAAUUUGGCAUAUUACUUUUGGUAUCUUUGGCAUAUUGAACAUAGCCUAUUUUUUUUUUUUUUUUUUUGGGGGGGGGGGGGGGGGGGGGGGGGGGGGGGGGGGGGGGGGGGGGGGGGGGGGGGGGGGGGGGGGGGGGGGGGGGGGGGGGGGGGGGGGGGGGGGGGGGGGGGGGGGGGGGGGGGGGGGGGGGGGGGGGGGGGUAUUUCAUGUUAUUUCGUGUCUAUAUUUCUGUAAGUUAGAGGGAAAAUCGCAUAUGACUAAAUUAUGCAUAAGUGUUUAAAUAUUAUGUGUAUAUUUCAAAUACAAAUUUAUGUGGAAAUAGCUUUUAAAAACACAAGACAUAAUUAUUGUACCACACAACUGCUCCAGUAAACAUUUUAUAGAGAAA